This is a messenger RNA of Eucalyptus grandis, 1178 nucleotides long. RefSeq lists its product as uncharacterized. NCBI's taxonomy places the organism in Eukaryota, Viridiplantae, Streptophyta, Magnoliopsida, Myrtales, Myrtaceae. The transcript has 4 exons. The coding region runs from base 1 to 1023 and encodes 340 amino acids. The record is from RefSeq and is a predicted model, not a curated record. Gene Ontology annotation, molecular function: protein binding.
AUGGCUGUUCGGUUUAUUACUUGGAAGCCCUUGACAGUUCUCUGUAUUCUUGGUGGGUUACUCUCCUCCUCCUCCUCCUCCUCCUUCACAGUUGGAGUGUCGUCUAAGAAGAGAGAUCAGCCUUGUUUGCGAAAGAUGUUUGAGCAGGAGCAGCAGCCAAAUAAAAAAUUAAAAAUGGAAAUCGCUGACGUGCAAAAUGACGUCAAUCAGGGAGAAUUCACUUGGAUAAUCCGCAACUUCACUCGGCAGAGCGCGAAGCUUUACUCUGAAGCAUUCACAGUUUCUAGUUGUCAAUGGAUAAUUGCCGCAUACCCCAAGGGGAAUAACACGUACCAUUUGUCACUUUACCUCGAAAUCCCUGAUUCUGCGACGUUUCCGGACGGGUGGACUAGAAAAGCCAAGUGCAGCUUCAGUGCGAUCGAUCGAACCAAUAAUGCUCACUCUAUUACCAGAGGAUCAACUUCAAGCCACCAUGAUGGUGCUUUGGAGGCUGAAAUGCCUAGUCUAGAAGAAGUUGAGAAGGCUAAGCAGUCUUUGAAGAAUUGCCUCUCGGAUCUCUUUAAAUCCAAUAUGAAAGAGAGGCUAUCUGAGGCACUAUCAACUUUAAGCUCAGCCAGAAUUGGAUUAUCAUCGGAGCAACAAAUAGCAAUUGAGACAUUUCGGGCCAAUUUCAAUGAUUUCACUUCCGACUUCUUAACAUUUGAGCAAGACAAUGCCGAGUUGGAGCUGCAUAAACUACUAAAGGAUCAAAGGUUCUCUGCCAUGAAGAAGUGUCACGAGACUCACAUCUUGAAUAAGCAGUUAAUGGAUGACCUUAUCAAGGAAGAGGAGGAAGUGAAGUCUAAGAGGGACAAGCUUCUGUCUGACUGGGAGGUCUUGCUGGUCCAGUCCGAAGAAGCGGAGUCGGGCUAUAAAGAUGAGCAGAAGAAAGUAGCAGAGGCUGAAGAAAAGAAGAGAAUAAGCGAGGAAAGACUGUCUAGAUCAACCACUGCCUGGUCAAAUUUGAAGGCUCAAUUCUGUUAAAACUUAAAGGUAUCAAAUAGGCUAGGAUGCUAUUGUUCACUUAAAUAAUAAAAACUGUGUCUGAGCUUGACUAUUUUUUGGUCAAUUUCCAAAAGAACCAUUGCUUAGAGGGGCAUAUAUGUUUGAUCCUAUAUCAUCUGAGUUUGGUCAGCAUA